GCGAGAUCCAGAUCGCGGCAGGAAGCCUUUUUCUCUUCACUCGAUCGGGAUGGCUGCUUUAACUACAACAAAUCUGCCUGCUUUAAAACUCGUAUCGCGGGGAAAAGUGCGCGAUGUCUAUGCUACAUCUUCCCCAGAACAUCUUCUAUUUGUCGCGACCGACCGCAUAUCUGCAUACGAUGUGAUCCUACGGAAUGGCGUCCCUGGCAAAGGCAAAAUCCUCACGAAGAUCUCGCUAUUCUGGUUUGACAAGCUCAAGCAUGUCAUGCCGACCCACUUUGUCACUGCGAACGUCGAUGAAACGCCAGAGGAAGUAAGACAGUACAAAGAACAGUUGGAGGACCGCGCUAUGCUCGUAAAAAAGGCUACAGUGGUACCUUUGGAAGCCAUAGUCAGGGGUUAUCUUACUGGAUCCGGAUGGUCGGAGUACAAGAAAUCUGGGACUGUGCAUGGGAUCCCUCUUCCCUCAGGACUUGUAGAAUCACAGAAGUUGCCCGAACCUCUGUUCACGCCUUCGACCAAGGCUGAGCAAGGUCAACACGACGAAAACAUAUCCCCCCAGCAGGCUGCUUCUUUGAUCGGCCAAGAGCUCUACGACCAGAUCUCAGCGAAAGCCAUCCAGCUCUACAAAGAAGCUGCAGACUACGCAUUGAGCCGAGGAGUCAUUCUGGCCGACACCAAAUUCGAGUUUGGCUUAGUAGCAACACCUAAUGGAGACGAGCUCAUUCUCAUCGAUGAGCUCCUCACUCCUGACUCAUCACGUUACUGGCCCGCAAGCUCGUAUGCCCCAGGUGGUCCUCAACCUAGCUUUGACAAGCAGUAUCUUCGCGACUGGCUUGUGAGCUCUGGAUUCCGCAAGGGCUUGGAGAGUGGUCCGGAAGGCCAUGAGGGGCAAGGGUGGAUUAUGACUGAGGAAGUGGUCGAGGGUACCAGGAAACGGUAUGACGAAGCAUUGACGUUGCUGACUGGCGAGACAUCGAAGUAAAAGAAUACCAGAACACAUUUAAAGCUGUAGAAGAUAGAGAAUAACAUAUAUACUAGGCUAUUGUGAACGUUCAACUCGAGGAAUGAUCUUAGCUGAGGUUCAAGUUUUGACAGCUGCUGAAGUCGGAAAUUUCAGACGCAGUUAAAUGUGGUCCAGUAUACGAAACCACAGGUGAGUCACUUGAUGCUUAGAGCAUUAGUGAUCUACCUUGCACUACACGAAAGAAGACCGCAGGAGAAGACUCAUAUACCUAUGAUAUCCAAAUAGAUCUAGAAUUAAUCA
Molecule: messenger RNA, 1267 nt
Organism: Somion occarium
Lineage: Eukaryota; Fungi; Basidiomycota; Agaricomycetes; Polyporales; Cerrenaceae
Source: the annotation of a GenBank genome assembly